Molecule: messenger RNA, 1610 nt
Organism: Fopius arisanus
Lineage: Eukaryota; Metazoa; Arthropoda; Insecta; Hymenoptera; Braconidae
Product: fukutin-related protein
Exons: 3
Coding region: 116-1603 (495 amino acids)
Biological process (GO): protein O-linked glycosylation via mannose
Cellular component (GO): Golgi apparatus
Source: RefSeq, a predicted model, not a curated record
CGAAAUAUGGUGGCUCACGAAGAGUUGUUAUCCCAAAAGUAAAGUUAGAAAAUCAGUCGGAGUCCAUCAAGACGAAAUAAUCCUUUAAAAUGAUGCCAACGAUUGACUGAAUAAAAUGCGAGUGAAGUUCGUGCGGACAUUGUUGGUGCUAGCUCUCCUCGGGAAUAUAAUAAUAUGGCACAAGAUAUGGUGGCUAUUUACGUCCCAGCAUUUGUCGAAACCGGCAUCAUCAGCACCAUCAACCCACGACACUCCUCAGAGACUUCAUCGUCGAUUAGCUCGUCUUGUUACAAUAGUCGUCAGACAAUUCGAAACAUUUGAGAAUGACGUUGCGGCGACGGUUGAAUCCGUCCUAAAUUCGUUUCCUGCCAUGCCCAUUCUCAUUGUUUGUAAUGAGCUGCCUUACCCGCCACUCGAAAUCAACCUUCCAAAUGAUACAUUCAAGAACGUACGCUUGAUCAAUCUCCAACCUGAGUUCAACAAGUCCUUCGAGGAGAGAAAUCCGCUCUACUAUGUUCGCACGAAAUUUGUACUGCUUCUCCCAGAUUCCACGAGAAUAUCCAAUAAACAAUUUAUUCAGGAAGCUGUUAUCAAAGCGUCUCGCACCGGUGCUGUCGCGAUACCAGUCGGCAAAAAUCAACUCACCUGUCUGGAGAUGAGUUUGAAAAUAAAAGAAUGGAGUUUGCGAAUAGCGAAAGUACCUGGACAACUGUGUGAUGCUGUCAUGGGGAGACAUGCCACUCUGGUUAAUGUCAAUACGCUAAAAAAACUGUCAGAUCCAUUUAUGUUGCCGUUUAUGGAGAGUCUUUAUAUUCAGACAACUGCCACUGGUCUCAAGAUCCAACUGAUGCGGCAUCAAUUUAACGAGGGAAAGCCUCUAUUCAGGAGCCAACAAUCCCAAUGGAAGCUCCAACAACUCCAACAACGACGAGAGAGAUCAAUGUUCGAGAAGUUGGGGAUAAAAAAAGUAGUAAGAGCAACUGGUUCAGUGGAUUGGUACGGUUGCUCGAGGGAGACUCAGCGGUGCUUUGGCUCAAUUGUCAAUGGAGUGCCCUCGUACCUCUACCAGAAUCGUUACACCCCCCCUUGUUGCUUAGCAGGACUGAGAAAAGUUGCUCACCAUGUCUUCGAUAAUCUUGAGAGGGCGGGGAUCAGGUAUUGGCUGGAGGGUAGUUCUCUCCUGGGGGCAAUGAAGAAUGGAGAUAUUCUCCCUUGGGACUACCAGGUGGAGGUGGGAGUGAAUCGGGAUGAUCUCAAUCGCUGUCCAUGGCUGGUCAAAGCCAAGAACAAACCCAUCGCCGACAACUAUGGAUACGUCUGGGAGAAAGCUACUGAGGGGCAGUUCUUCAAAGUGCAAUUCUCAAACUCCAAUCGAUUACAUGUCAAUCUGCUACCGUUUUAUGUUAAAAAUGGCACUAUGAUGCGAGACUCCUGGUUCUCAAAGAACAGGGACUUUCCCGAACAGUUUCUCCAUCCAAUGUCUAGUAUUGAGUUCGCAGGGAGGCAAGUGCCCAGUCCAAACAACAUCAGGGAUUUUUUGGAGAUCAACUAUUAUAAAGGAGUUGUAGAGAAUCCAGAACUACCUGGUAAAAUAGUUAAUUGAAGAGACC